UCCAAGAUGUUGGCAGCAAUGGCAGGCCGGUGACCUGCUUUAAGGUUAACCUCCAUUUUUCAAUGCAGAUUCGUCAUUUGACUGUGUAGGCGCCAUUUUGUCUUACACUUAAUAUAUUAACGAUAAAUUAUUAUUUAAUUAAAUAUUAGUGAUGAAUUGUAGUUUGUAUUAAUAAGGGAUAUUCAAUAUACAUAAUAUAUAAGAAUGGAUGGGCCAAAUCGUGGAUUUCGUGGGGGACGCGGUGGCCCACCUGGAGGCCCGCGCGGUCGUGGCGGCUUUGACAUGAGAGGCCGUGGUGGUCCUGGAAUGAGAGGCAGAGGUGGUCCACCACGGGGCGGUGGAAUGCCGCCACGUGGCGGUCCUCGUGGUGGAUUCCGCGGAGCACCCAUGCGUGGCGGGGGCGAUCGCGGUGGCCGCUUUCCACCAGGGCCUCAAGGCCCUGGCCCACACCCCGUUCCUACAAUCGAAAGUAGAGGACCUCCUCAAAGAGGUGGAUUUGGCAAUAAUCGAGGUGGUCCUGGUGGUAUGAGAGGGCGUGGAGGCAGGGGCAGAGGCGACUUUGCACCUCGCGGAGACAGGGGAUCUGGUAGGGGUGGUCCACACAUGAGAGGUCGAGGAGGUAGGGGUGGCCACGGACCACCACCAGUGGGGCCUCCCAUGCAUGACCCACAUGAGCCCAGUGGGCCACGGCCUCUGCCUCAGGGAGCCCCUGCACCCGCACCUUACAAACGAACAAGUGGACCACCACAUGGAGGACUCGGAGCACCUAAGCGCGGAAGGUUUGAUGGCCCCCGUGGUGGUGGUGGCGGUGGAAGACCUUCAGCUGGAGGCUACCAACCCCCACAACACAAUCCGGCCCCACAACCCAAUGGAUAUGAGCCAGCUCAUACAGGAUACCAACCUUACGAACAGCCUCAAGCCGAUCCAUAUGCUGCACCUUCAUACACCUCAAACUCAUAUCAAGGAGGCAGUUACUCAUCACCGGCUCCAGCUCCGGCCUCGACGGGAUACAACUCGGGCUACGGCUCUAAUUAUGGCUACUCAACAGGCCAAGGGGGAUAUGAAAAUGACAGUUACAGUAAUUCUGGUGGUGCUGGAGACGCGGGCUACGGAGCCAGCGAACCGGCUUACACGGCCCAAGAAUACGACUCGUACGGCCAGCCCGUAUACUCAUACCAACAACACCAACAACCCCAACAGUACAACAACGCCAACUAUGGCAGUUGGUGAUUGGUAAAGAAACUUAAAUCUCACAAAAUGUUGGAUUAAAAACAAGAAUGGAUAUAAUUGUAUUGUGAAAUAGUACAUUAUGUAUUUUAUACAGUGGUAAAAUUACCAUUUCUAGAAAUUAAGAAAUAAAAUAAUGCGAAUGAA
This is a messenger RNA of Pieris brassicae (large cabbage white), 1374 nucleotides long. Its product is annotated as basic salivary proline-rich protein 2-like. The transcript has 9 exons. The record is from RefSeq and is a predicted model, not a curated record. NCBI's taxonomy places the organism in Eukaryota, Metazoa, Arthropoda, Insecta, Lepidoptera, Pieridae. Bases 205 to 1230 code for a protein of 341 amino acids.